Molecule: messenger RNA, 1464 nt
Organism: Mesorhabditis spiculigera
Lineage: Eukaryota; Metazoa; Nematoda; Chromadorea; Rhabditida; Rhabditidae
Source: the annotation of a GenBank genome assembly
AUGGUCCUGGGUGAAAAAUUCCACGCCGAGUCGGGUCCCCAAUAUUGGGACAACGUCAUCCACUUCCCCCACCUCUAUGAUGGCAUCCAGAUUGUUUGCGAUCCAUUUUUCAAGAAAAGCGCCUAUCCGUCGGUGAAGUUCCGGGGAAGGAAUGAUUCUUAUGCUGAGGUGGAGAAAGCAAAACAAAUUGACGAUCAGGUCCUAGUGACCUCUAUCAGCAUGCUGCAAACGCGACGAUACUUUGAAUACCUGGGAAAACCAAUAUUCCGAGAACGCCUGAAAUUUUCCCCCUUUUUGAUGCAAGUUGGAAAAGAUAUGAUACCGUAUCCGUUUCACGCAAGUGAUCACAGACUCUGCGUCCACAUGCGGCUCAAGGAUUUCAAGAGGUCCAGGACCCUGAAAGCCUCGGAUCCGGCGUAUGCAGCUAAGGCCAUCAAGGAAAUUAUGAAAAGAGUACAUGUGAAGCCAUAUCGCCCCUACCUUCAAGUUGCCCACCCCAAAAAUUGCGCGCUGCAUAUGCCCUUGUCGCGAUACUCGAUAUUGGCCACAUUUUGUGGCGUCUUAUUAAUCUUUAGUUACUCUAUUUUUCUAUAUUCCGCAUCAACAUCUGAGCUGCGAUUUCGAAAUGUUUCGAAGAAAACGCGCCAGAUUCUGAGCAACGAUGAGCCGCUCGUUUUUAUUGGCGGUAUUCCGAGGAGCGGCACGACACUUCUGAGAGCCAUGCUCGAUGCGCAUGAGAAUUUGAGAUGUGGCGAAGAAACGAUCGUCGUUCCAUUUAUUCUUGGUGAUCGAGAGCGCUGGUCCAAAGGAAUGUUGAUAGGCACUCGCGUGACGGAUGAGGUUGUCGACGCGGCCGUGUCGGCAUUUAUUUCCGAGAUCAUCGCCAAGCACGGAGCCCCGGCCCAACGUUACUGUAAUAAGGACCCGUUUUCCGCGUGGCAUUACGAGUAUUUGGGGAAAUUAUACCCAAAUGCAAAGUUUUUGCUGGUAGUACGCGACCCUAGAGCCGUCGUGCAUUCGAUACUCUCCAGGCAACUGCCAGUUUCCGGCUUUAUCACGAGUGAUAUUGAGGGCUGUUUCCGGGUGUGGAACUCGCACAUGGAAAAGAUGAUCAAGCAGUGCAAGAGCGUUGGUGAUCGGUGUCUAUUGGUCCACUACGAGUCCCUCGUCCUGACGCCACGCGAGGAAAUGACGGAUAUACUGGAAUUCCUAGAAGAGCCGUUCUCCGAAAAAGUGCUUGAGCACGAGAAGCUGAUCGGCACGGAUAUACAAUUAAAUCCGCUCGAAUUCAGCACGGGCCAGGUGACCCAGCGGCUCUACCAAUCGGCACUCCAUCUCUGGAAGAACUACUUUUCCGAGUCCCUACUCCGGAAAGUUGGAGAGCUGGCGCCACUGAUGGAGGAAUUAGGCUACGUGCCCAGUGUACUCGACCCAGACUACGCGCAGUUCCGCAUCACCAAGCAA